Aspergillus wentii DTO 134E9 is the source of this 730-nucleotide messenger RNA. RefSeq lists its product as uncharacterized. The transcript is spliced from 4 exons. Lineage: Eukaryota; Fungi; Ascomycota; Eurotiomycetes; Eurotiales; Aspergillaceae. The record is from RefSeq and is a predicted model, not a curated record. Bases 171 to 635 code for a protein of 154 amino acids.
GCUCCAGUGUCAGCGGGCUCAUCGGUCUUCGACUUCUUGGGGGUGGAGGUAGUCUCCUCCUCAGCCUUGCGCUUCUUGGAGGGCUUCUCGCUCUCCUCAGAGUCGGAGUCGGAGUCGGAGUCGGAUCCAGACUCAGAGUCAGAGCUGUCAGAGUCAGAAGAUUCCUGAUAAUGUUAGUGACAAAGCUUUCGAGAACCAUUACGCAACACAUACCUUCUCAGCCUUCUUCUCCUUGGGGGCCUCCUCGCUGUCAGAGUCAGAGUCGGAGAAGACUCGGCCUUCUUGGCCUCCUUCUUGUUGUCCUUCUUGGUCUCCUUCUUAUUGUCCUUCUUGGUCUCCUUCUUAGCAGGCUUCUCGUCCUCGCUCUCACUGCUAGAGGAGCUGGAGUCCAUCUCCUCGUCGCUGUCAGACUCGGACUCGGAGCUGCUAGGGGUAGGAGCCUUCUUCUUCUUGCUCUUGGACUUCUCCUCCUUGGCAGCGAGGUCCUUAGCAAUCUGCUUGCUCUUGGACUUGGAAGCAGAUGCCUUGGUGACACCAGAAUCCUUAACCUUGUUCAGGGUCUUCUCGGCACCCUUGGUAGCCUUGGUAGUAACCUUAGUCUUCGACAUUUUGAACUAGAAAACAAGCUGCGUUAGAGAUGGUUCAAAGAGGAUGUGACAUGUGCACAUACUAAUUAAGUUUUUGUGACGUGAAAGAUAUGAGUGAUUCAAUCACAGCUGGACGUAAAUCU